Molecule: messenger RNA, 1184 nt
Organism: Eurypyga helias (sunbittern)
Lineage: Eukaryota; Metazoa; Chordata; Aves; Eurypygiformes; Eurypygidae
Product: short transient receptor potential channel 4-associated protein-like
Biological process (GO): ubiquitin-dependent protein catabolic process
Cellular component (GO): Cul4A-RING E3 ubiquitin ligase complex
Molecular function (GO): phosphatase binding
Source: RefSeq, a predicted model, not a curated record
AGUCCUCAGAUGAAAGUGGAUUGGCCAACACCUCAACACGAACUCAGCUUCCACAGUCCAUGAAGAUCAUGCACGAGAUUAUGUACAAGCUGGAGGUGUUGUAUGUUCUCUGCGUGCUGCUCAUGGGGAGACAAAGGAAUCAGGUUCAUAAAAUGAUAGCGGAGUUCAAACUGAUUCCUGGCCUCAAUAACUUGUUUGACAAACUGAUCUGGAGAAAGCAUUCAGCAUCAGCCCUUGUUCUGCAUGGACACAAUCAAAACUGUGAUUGUAGCCCAGACAUUACUUUAAAGAUCCAGUUCUUGAGGCUUCUUCAGAGCUUUAGUGAUCACCAUGAGAACAAGUAUCUCCUUUUAAACAGCCAAGAGCUUAAUGAGCUGAGUGCGAUCUCCCACAAAGCCAACAUCCCUGAAGUUGAUGCUGUUGUCAACACAGACAGGAGCCUUGUCUGUGAUGGGAAGAGAGGUUUGUUGACCAGACUGCUUCAGGUCAUGAAGAAGGAACCAGCUGAAUCCUCCUUCAGGUUUUGGCAAGCAAGGGCAGUUGAAAGUUUUCUGCGAGGCACCACCUCCUAUGCAGACCAGAUGUUCUGCUUGCUGAAGAGAGGGCUCCUGGAGCAUAUUCUCUACUGCAUUGUUGACAGUGAGUGCAAAUCGCGAGAUGUGCUUCAGAGUUACUUUGACCUUCUGGGAGAGCUGAUGAAAUUCAACAUUGAUGCGUUCAAGAGGUUCAACAAGUACAUCAACACAGAUGAGAAGUUCCAGAUAUUUUUAAACCAGAUCAACAGUUCAUUGGUUGACUCAAACAUGCUUGUUCGCUGCAUUACGCUGUCCCUGGACCGAUUUGAGAAUCAGUCUGAUGCUAAAGUUGCUGAAGUCCUGUCAGAGUGCCGCCUGCUAUCGUAUAUGUCCCAGAUGUCCAUGAGAAUGUCCUUCCUUUUCCGUCUCAUUAAUAUUAUUCAUGUACAGACACUUACGCAGGAAAACGUCAGUUGUUUGAACACAAGUUUAGUUAUCCUAAUGCUGGCCCGAAGGAAAGAAAAGCUACCUUUUUAUCUGCGCACUUUGCAACAGAUGGAAUAUACAGAAAAAUACCCAGGCUUCAUCCUGAACAACUUCCACAGUCUCCUGCGAUUCUGGCAACAGCAUUACCUCAACAAGGAUAAAGACAGCACCUGCUUAGAAAAU